Messenger RNA from Salmo salar (Atlantic salmon), 2782 nucleotides. RefSeq names its product methylcrotonyl-CoA carboxylase subunit 2 (gene mccc2). Gene Ontology annotation, molecular function: methylcrotonoyl-CoA carboxylase activity. Gene Ontology annotation, biological process: L-leucine catabolic process. NCBI's taxonomy places the organism in Eukaryota, Metazoa, Chordata, Actinopteri, Salmoniformes, Salmonidae. The record is from RefSeq and is a predicted model, not a curated record. Gene Ontology annotation, cellular component: mitochondrion; methylcrotonoyl-CoA carboxylase complex.
GUAAACUAACAUACUGUGCUUGAUCAAUGCUUUAUGGGUCGAGCAAUAACAAAUAUCUCUGCACAGUUGCUAACUAGGUGGUUAGUUAGUUAGCUGUCAAAAAACAUGCUUCUUCAGACUUUCAGGCCAUGGCUGACCCUGCUUCGUUGCAGAGGAUUGCCAGUAGCAACAACACGACUUUACCACGGUGACAGAGUGGCAGCCGUCGGUACACAGCCUGACACACAGUCCGCGGAGUUUGCGGAAAACUAUGAACGAAUGCAAGUCCUUGUUGAUGAGUUGAAAGGCAGAUCGGAGAAAAUCAAAUUGGGUGGAGGAGAACGUGCCAGAAAUCUGCACAUCUCCAGAGGGAAGCUUCUCCCCAGAGAACGUAUAGACAGACUGCUGGACCCAGGGUCUCCGUUCCUGGAAUUCUCCCAGUUUGCAGCAUACGAGCUCUAUGGGAAAGAGGAGGUUCCAGCAGGAGGCAUCAUCACAGGGAUUGGCAGAGUCUCAGGGGUGGAGUGUGUUAUUGUUGCUAACGACGCCACGGUGAAAGGAGGCACCUACUACCCAGUCACAGUGAAGAAGCACCUCCGAGCCCAGGAGAUAGCUCAGCAGAACCACCUGCCAUGUAUAUACCUGGUGGACUCCGGGGGAGCCAACCUCCCCAGACAGGCCGAGGUCUUCCCAGACAGAGAACACUUUGGACGGAUCUUCUUCAACCAGGCUCGCCUCUCCUCAGACGGAAUAGCACAGAUAGCGGUGGUCAUGGGGUCGUGUACAGCAGGGGGAGCGUAUGUCCCGGCCAUGGCUGAUGAGAGUAUCAUCGUCAGGAAACAAGGAACCAUCUUCCUGGGAGGACCCCCUCUGGUAAAAGCAGCAACAGGUGAGACAGUCUCUGCUGAGGAUCUUGGAGGGGCGGAUCUUCACUGCAGGAAGUCAGGUGUAACAGACCACUACGCUCUAGACGAUAGCCACGCCCUUCACCUGGCUCGCAAGGCCGUCCGCAACCUCAACUACACCAAGAACAUACAGGUGACCACAGAGCCCCCCGAGGAUCCUCUCUACCCAGCUGAGGAGCUGUAUGGCAUCGUAGGAGCCAACCUCAAACGCAACUUUGAUGUCAGAGAGGUGAUAGCAAGGAUUGUCGAUGGCAGCCGGUUUGAUGAGUUCAAAGCCUUCUACGGAGAUACAGUGGUCACAGGGUUCUCCAGGAUAUUCGGGUACCCCGUUGGAAUCAUUGGUAACAAUGGAGUCCUGUUCUCAGAGUCUGCUAAGAAAGCAACUCAUUUCAUAGAGUUAUGCUGUCAAAGAAAUAUUCCACUUAUCUUUCUACAAAACAUCACAGGCUUCAUGGUGGGCAGGGAGUACGAGGCAGGUGGCAUCGCCAAGGACGGGGCUAAGAUGGUCACAGCGGUUGCGUGUGCCAACGUGCCCAAGAUCACGGUGAUCAUCGGUGGCUCGUAUGGAGCGGGCAACUACGGCAUGUGUGGCAGAGCUUACAGCCCCCGGUUUCUGUACAUGUGGCCCAACUCCCGUAUCUCUGUGAUGGGUGGAGAGCAGGCUGCCACCGUGCUGGCUACCAUCACUAAAGACCAGCGGACUAGAGAGGGCAAGGAGUUCACAGCAGAGCAGGAGGCCGCCAUGAAGGAACCCAUCGUCAAACGGUUUGAAGAGGAAGGAAGCCCGUACUUCUCCAGCGCAAGGCUAUGGGAUGACGGUAUCAUCGACCCGGCUGACACCCGUCUGGUUCUGGGAAUGAGUCUCAGUGCUACACUCAAUGCCCCGACACAGAGGACACGCUUCGGAGUGUUCCGGAUGUAAACAUCCACGGGCCCACUGGAGGACAGACUAAACAUCCACAGGCCCACUAGAGGACAGACUAAACAUCCACAGGCCCACUAGAGGACAGACUAAACAUCCACAGGCCCACUAGAGGACAGACUAAACAUCCACAGGCCCACUAGAGGACAGACUAAACAUCCACAGGCCCACUAGAGGACAGACUAAACAUCCACAGGCCCACUAGAGGACAGACUAAACAUCCACAGGCCCACUAGAGGACAGACUAAACAUCCACAGGCCCACUAGAGGACAGACUAAACAUCCACAGGCCCACUAGAGGACAGACUAAACAUCCACAGGCCCACUAGAGGACAGACUAAACAUCCACAGGCCCACUAGAGGAGACUCUGGAGCCAGUCUGUACUAUAGAGUCUUCAAGGACUGUAUCCUGUAUGCGACGUCCCAAAUGGAACCCUAUUCCCUAUAUAGUGCACUACUACCACAUGGGCCCUGGUCAAAUGUAGCGCACUAUGUAGGGAGGCAUUUGGGACAAUCAUGUAUUUUGUAGAACCAGUCAAUUGUACAACCCCAGGCAGCGUUGUCCGUAGUGUGUGUGUGGUGACUGACCAUAGAAGAAGAAUUUGUUCUGGAAAAGCAAUUAAUUAAACUGUCAGCUUUGUUCAACUGUAUCUGUAUUCUGUAAGCGGGACAUUCACACAUAACUCUGACUUCAGCAUAAAUCAUUAAUCAGUGUCAAUAAGGAGACUUCUGAUAAAGUCUAAGAUAAGUAAGAUAAGUAAUCGAACCUCAAGUCAGAAUACUAAGUGUCCUCCUUAAUCACAUUCAGUGCCUGUUACUCCUUCUGAUAUGGUCAAACAUCAGGAUUCAUAUCACACCGCCUCUGGGAGUCUCUUUCUAACUAACUCUCUGUUUUUUUAUUUUGUUGUAUGUUGCUUCUAUUUUCUCAAAUUUGGAUUACCGUUCUGGUGUUCACCAAUUAAAUGAAUUGACCACA